Messenger RNA from Gadus chalcogrammus (walleye pollock), 9582 nucleotides. RefSeq names its product leucine-rich repeat containing G protein-coupled receptor 4 (gene lgr4). The record is from RefSeq and is a predicted model, not a curated record. Gene Ontology annotation, biological process: G protein-coupled receptor signaling pathway. The transcript is spliced from 18 exons. Lineage: Eukaryota; Metazoa; Chordata; Actinopteri; Gadiformes; Gadidae. Gene Ontology annotation, cellular component: membrane. The coding region runs from base 565 to 3564 and encodes 999 amino acids. Gene Ontology annotation, molecular function: protein binding; G protein-coupled receptor activity.
GGUUGUCCUGUAGGGUGCUCGCUGAGCAGGGAGCACGCUGUGGAUGUCGGGCCAGAGGAAGGGGGACGCGAGGAAUGGCUGAAAGCUGGCGGUGUAAUCCUCCAGGAAACUAACCAGAACGACAAAUCAUUGCCAAGUACUGCAAGUUUACCGAUUAAAACACUGCAUUGUUAACCUUCCGCGGAUACAACGAGAUACCCGGGCUUGAUUUGCUUAUUUAUGGGACAACCGAAACGAAAAAAAAAAACCGCAAGGUAGCCUACCGUUUCGUUCGCCAGGGGUGCUACUUGUUUUCAUGGACCGUACGACAUGGAGACGUGAGAAAUGUUCAUAAAGCAUUUCUCGAGGACUAUCUGCUACAUUCGGACACUGAAAGGGAAACGCUGACAUUUCCUCUGUGAUUCAGAAUGUAUUAACUAUUCAUAUCAGUUUGUUUUGAGAGGAAAGAAGAAGAAGAAGGCUUUAUCUCAUGACACAUCCAAGAACACAGCCACAUGAAAAGUCGACGGAGGGAGAAGAUUAGCCAUUAAGGGACUUUUUGCUUCCACCUGACCCGAAGAGAAAAUGCGCGCCUUUGUUAUUUGGAUAUUUGUAUCGUGCUAUUUUCUUGGUUUUGGUGCCACUGCUCAAGGGCAGUCCACCCCGUCUAUUUGUUCCCCCUCGUGCCACUGCGAUGAAGAUGGGCUUGUUGACUGCUCCGGGAAGGGACUUAUUGCUAUUCCAGUCGGUUUAAGUGCUUUCACGUACCAUCUGGAGGUCAGCAUGAACAACAUCACUGAAUUGCCUGCAGACGUGUUUAAAAACUUUCCCUACCUGGAAGAACUACGCCUGGCAGGAAAUGACCUUGCAUUCAUCGACCCGUCUGCCCUGUCCGGACUGAAUCAGCUAAAAAUCCUGAUGCUCUCAAAUAAUCAACUGAAGACUGUCCCCAGUGCAGCUCUGAAAGACCUCCAUGCUCUGCAGUCUCUGCGAAUGGAUGCCAACCACAUCACCUCGGUCCCAGAGGACAGCUUCAAAGGACUUCAGCAGCUACGCCACCUCUGGUUGGAUGACAACAACCUUACGGAGGUUCCCAUUGGUUCCCUCCGACACCAGGCCAACCUCCAAGCAUUAACAUUGGCACUCAACCGCAUCUCUUACAUCCCAGACAAUGCUUUUGCCAACCUUACCAGUCUGGUGGUGCUGCAUCUCCAUAACAACAGGAUAAAAGAGAUUGGGGAGCACUGUUUCAACGGGCUGGUCAAUUUAGAGACAUUAGACCUCAACUUCAACAACCUCAUGGUUUUUCCCAGAGCAAUAGAGGCCCUGCCUAAACUCAAGGAACUUGGUUUCCAUAGCAACGAUAUAGCUUCCAUACCUGAAGGUGCCUUCCACAAAAACCCUCUGUUGCGAACCAUCCACCUCUAUGACAACCCUCUGUCGUUCGUCGGGGCUACAGCUUUCCAGAACCUAACCGAACUGCACUCUCUGAUGCUGCGUGGCGCCAGUCAGAUGCAGGACUUCCCAAUCCUUACUUCCACUAACAACCUGGAAAGUCUGACCCUAACUGGCACCAAAAUAUCCUCCAUUCCAGCCCAUUUGUGUGAAGACCUGAAGUUGCUUCGCACAUUAGACCUGUCCUAUAACCAGAUAGAGGAGCUGCCGUCUUUCCACGGAUGUGUCGCACUGCAGGAGCUAAACCUGCAACAGAAUCACGUUCAACAAAUCAACCGAGACACUUUCCAUGGACUCGGCUCUCUUCGCUUGCUAGAUCUGAGCAGGAAUGGCAUGGUAUCCAUCCACAGAGAUGCUUUCCUCUCCCUGACCGCACUUACAAACCUAGACCUGAGUAUGAACUCUCUCACGGGGGUCCCGACAACGGGUCUGAAUUCGCUCAGCCAGCUGAAGCUCUCAGGGAACCUGCAGAUGAAAAAUAUGCUGAGUGCAAAGAGCCUGCCGAAACUGAGAUCACUCUCUGCGCCGUAUGCCUACCAGUGCUGUGCUUUUGCGGACUGUAGCCCCAUGAUGGGUCAUUCAGAAGCUGACGACCUGAAGCAACCCACAGAUGGGGAAGAUGUUGAGAGAAUCUCAAUGAUAAUGCGCUGCACCCCCUCACCAGGAGCGUUCAAGCCCUGCGAGCAUCUCCUGGGCAACUGGAUGAUCCGCGUGACGGUGUGGUUCAUCGGCCUGGUGGCGCUGGUCUUCAACUCUCUGGUGCUGGUGGUCACGUUCGGCCCCAUGCGUCGGGCCUCGGGCCCGGGCCCCUGCCGCCCCCAGGGCUCCUCCCUCUCCGGGGCCCGGCUGCUCACGGGCCUGCUGGCCCUCGCCAACCUGCUGACGGCGCUAUACGUGGCGGUGCUCUCCCUGCUGGACCUCGCCACCUGGGGCUCCUUCGCCGAGUUCGGCGUGUGGUGGGAGAUGGGCCCGGGCUGCGCGCUCGCCGGCGCCCUGGCCGUCUUCUCCUCGGAGUGGGCAGUCCUCCUGCUGGCGCUGGCCGCCGUGGAGCGCGGCGCGGCGGUGCGCGCCGUCCUCCGGAAGAGCGCGCCGUCCCCGCGGCGGGACGCGCCGGCCUGCCUGCGGGGGGACCGGCGCUUCGGCGCGGCGGCGGGCGCGCUGGCGCUGGUGGCCGCCGCCGCCGCCGCCCUGCCCCGCGCGGCCUCCGGCGAGCCCUCGGCGUCGCCGCUCUGCCUGCCCUUCGCCGGCGGGCGGGGCGCGGCGCUGAGCGUGGCGCUGGCGCUGGUGCUGCUCAACGCCCUGGCUUACCUGUUCACGGCCGCCGUCUACACCCAGCUGUACUGCCGGCUGGGCCGCACCGCCCUGGCGGACCCGGGGCAGAGCGGCGCCCUGCGCCACGUGGCCUGGCUCAUCUUCACCAACUGCGUCUUCUUCUGCCCCCUGGCCGCCUUCUCCUUCGCCCCGCUGCUCGCCGCGUCGGGCGCGGCGGCCGGCGGGCCGGAGAUCGCGAAGUCGGUGGUGCUGCUCUUCUUCCCGCUGCCCGCCUGCCUCAACCCCGUGCUCUACGUCUUCUUCAGCCCGGCCUUCAGGGAGGACUGGCUGCGGCUGAGGGCCGGGGCGCGAGGGGGCGGGGCCAGAGGGGGCGGGGCGAAGGCGGUCGCCGGGGCCCAGGGCGCACGAGGGGGAGGAGGAGGAGGAGGCGCCGGCGGCGGGCCCGUGGCGCUGGGGGCGUACGGCUGCGGCGGGGCCUACGCGCCCCUCUGCGGGGAGGCGGUGGCGGUGUGUGCGCAGUGCGAGGCGGCGCUGCGCGCCAGGACCUGCGCCUUGCCUCCCCCCACCUCCUCCUCGUCCUCCUCGUCCUCCUCGUCCUCCUCCGCCUGCAGACACUUGGUGAAGUCCCACAGCUGCCCCACGCUGAUGGCGGGGGCAGCGGCGCCGUGCCCGCGGUCGGAGGGCUACUGGGCCGACCGCGGCACGCCCUCGGCCCAGUCGGAGUGCGCCGACGAGGGGGACUCGUUCCUGUCCGACAGCUCGGACCAGGUGCAGGCCUGCGGCCGCGCCUGCUUCUGCCAGAGCCGAGGCCUCCCCCUGGUGCACUACUCGUACAACAUACCUCGCAUCAAGGACUAAGACAGCCCGCCGGAGGUGUGUGUGUGUGCGUGCGUCUGUGCGUGCGUGCGUGCGUGCGUGCGUGCGUGCGUGCGUGCGUGUGUGCGUGCGUGUGUUCGUGUCCGACGAGCCUCGUUUGUGUAAUGUGCAGACUACCCUGUCAAUAGACUCUUCGGAAAGCACUUAUUUUUCUAAACAAAACGCCUAAAGGGAACGGUGUGUCAUGUGAACUGACAGGGCCGCUGCUGGUGUUCCAGGAUGUAACUGAGCGUGCGCGCGAGCUAGCCAAGAAGGAUGUCACUCAGGAGGUCCUUGCUACCAGUGCCUGCUUCUCGGUUCAAGUUGGACUAAAUAUGAGUAUCUUACGGACCUCAACCUGUCACUUCUAGCUACGGUUCUUGUGCCCAUUUCCGCUUCACCUGUACGUGCUAUUAGUGCUCAAAUAUCGUCUAUAUAUAUAUAUAUAUAUAUUAUUUUAAACUUCUAUGUCGCUGUGGAACUUUAUGGUAAUUGUAGCAAUGGUAUUCAUCUUCAUUUGUUUAGUUUUAAUGAACUGUACCUUCAGGAGAGGUUUGGGGGUAAACAGAGAGAGAGGGGUCUUAAAGGUAGGGGGAUAGGAUAAGGACAAAUCGUGCAGCACACCAAACCCUUCUCAUCUAAUCGAAAUCCACUCUUCCUUCUCUGUCACGGUUAAGUACCCUGUACUUGCAUUUUGUGAAAGCAUGACAAAUGAUUCGUCAUUUAAUCAGAAGCGUUUUUUCACUGUACAAAAAAGUAUGACAACGAAUGUGAUAAAAAAGUAGCCAAUAUCACUGUUUUUCCAACAGCCGUGCUGGGUUGUAUCGUGUGCUGCUUUAAUUUAUUAUUUUGUGCAGCAAGAAUGUGUGGGUCGCAGUAACUUCAGGUAUAUGAAUGGUGGCCUUUGGAUGAUGAAUGCACAUAACCCCAGCACUCGCUACCAUUAGAGCACCUCUCGUGAAAAUUCAAUCCAAAUACUUUUUCCUGUUCCUUUUGUAUGUUAGUACUGUAAAUUUUCAAUGAUGGCUCAACAUGUAAUUUGUAGUCUUAAGUUGCACAUAUUGCGUGCUCACAGUCCGAUUCAAAUUUAGUAGUCGGCGAUUGACUCGUUUUUCAGCAUAAUCUUUGUAAUAAAAUGAACUUCAUACAUAACUAUCGCGGUAGGGGGCCAUCUAAUGGUUAUCGGUGUAACUUUUCCUCCGAGGACAUUUUGUGCGAGAUGCUACAUAGGGUGGUGCGGCGGGUGUGGUGUGCUCUGUGCUGGAGCAUGAGUGCACAGACGCUAUGGUGGAAACACCCAUGUAGCAUGUAGCCACAUGCUGUGCCACAUGGAUGCAGGUCACCUGAGAGCUCAGGAAUUUAGGCAGUGUAGGGAAAGUCAUCUAUCAACAAAUUGUUCUUCUGUCCACGUUAUGCAUCGGAAUUACUCGCUUUGAAUUUAUUUUCUACAGGCUUUUUUAUAUGUUCCGACGUUUCCUUUGACACCAAACCUUAAUUAUUUUCCUCUGUUCAAAAUGUCAGUGUACUUUAGAAAUGUUAUUUUGGUUUGUGUAUGUAAAUUAUUUUCAAAGAAAUCUAACAAAUCAAAAUGGGAUGCGAACUAAGGGAGCUACCUCUUCCAGUCUGUUUUUCCUAUUGUUAUUAUAAUGUUCCUUGCAUUUCUGGCUUCAUGUUGAUGCAUCUGGCUGUAUAUCAUAAUUUCAGUUAGGUGCAAUUUGUGGUAGGAAUGUAUGUACUAUAUACUGUGAUUUCUUUCUUUUUUUACCAAUUAUAAACUAUUAAAGUUCCUUUGCAUUUGUUUAUUUUAGUUUUGUUUUAUUUAAGAAAGAAGUUAAAUUCAGGAACAACAAAUGUUUUCAAGGAUAUUCAAACAGGGAGACAUUUUUCAAGAUGUCCCAUUAGCAGGUGGUGCUAAAGAUCUCUAAUGCUACAGAUUUUUACGACUUCGUACUCAGUAAGAGCCCGAGACCCCUUUUCCUUUUGUUAAUCCUAACGGUUAAUAUACAAAUGUUGUGUAGUAAAUUAAACAACACUCAUCUUGCAGACAUCUGUCGAUUGGAGAAACUCUUUGCCCCAAUGUGAAUUGUAUUUAACCUAGUCAAUUUAAUGCAUCUACCAUGCAGGCAGUUGUGGCCACAAGAGUCAUUCCGGGAUACACUAAUCCCAUCUUUUCAGAAAAGGUAAAGAAAUCUAAAGACAUAUGUAUUCACUUUGCCAAGUUGUUACUGUAAUGUAACAGGCAAUCUGCCGGGACUCCACCUGCUUCUCUUGAAGGCACAGGCAAUCACUUUGGAUUAUGAUUUAGCAGAUGGUUUUAUGCAAGUCCCUUUAGGCAUCUGUUAAAUGGCUAAAGGUAAUGUUCUUCAACCCCCAGCCUGCUGCUAGGGGAGCUACGGAUGGAGUAAAGUCCCGGAGCGGUACAGUAGCUUAAUGACCCAUGAUGUGGACCCAGGUAAGAUACUGAGCAUAGCUUUUGAAUUGGUUUUGAUUUGCCUUUAUUCAAACUUGUUAGGGUCAAAGUAUGUUAAUUUGGCAAAUUUGAAACCGUACUUGGUACAUACAGAGGGGACUGGUGUGUUACAUUUAAUUAUAUCCUGGUAUUUGGGAAGAAUAGAGAAUUACUUACAAUUCGUCGAAGACCAAAUUAAGAAACUGCAUUUCUCCCGGUCUUCAUAAAUAUCUGAAGACUAGUCUUUUCUGGGAACAUCUCACCGGCUGGUAUCGUUUUUUAUAACACUAAUAUUUAGAUGAAAUAACUAUACAGGUGGCGGUCACCUCUUGAAACAAGUAUUGUAAAAAUGUGAUGAUUAUUGCUAACAUUUCCUUUUUUGUUUCCAUUUGUAUUUGCUUUGAUAGUUCUCAACCUCAGAUGUAAAUCUAUAAAAUCCUCUGCUAAAUGAGUUUACUGAUGGUGCUGUAUUUAUAGGAGAUUUCAUUGCCCAACAAAUGUUUCCACUUAUAUCCAUAAUCAAGAAUCUUCUUGCAAUGCAGAAGGACCAAAGAGACACAAUGUAAAGAGUUUACAUGAGUCUUCUAUGGUAAACCUCACUCCUGAAAGCUUAAAUACACUUAAAUUUGCCAACCCAUAUGGCUGCGUUCAUUUAGUUUAGCAGUGUUGGCCUUCCAAUCCCGGGGUGUUGUAUUGUGUGGUCGUCAAACAACCUUCCAUUACACCAGUCCAACGGCCGACUAACCUUAUUUGAUUAUAGUCUUUUAUUUCUCUAUACCCUGUCUUUGAGCACAUCUGUUAUACUUCUAACACCCUUACCUUGGAACCAUCUUUAGAGAAGAGAUACAACAGCGCUUCAACUUAAUCACACAUAUAACCACUCUCUAACGUUAUACAUGAAGAUAACCAUCUCUAGCCUCGUACCUAAAUUUAACUACCAUUAACUAAAUACCUACACAUCACCAUCUCUAACAUGAACUAUCAAACCUAAACUUAACCAUCCCUCACAUAAUACCUAAACUUAACAGUCUGUAACCUAAACCAAACCAUCUCGAAGAGGGCCUAAAUGUAAUCAUAACUGUAUACGCUGUUAACAUGACAAAUAAUAUUGGAUUAGGUUUAGGUUGUCGUGAGGUGUCGUAAGCAAAGCGUUACCAGGCUUCUAGGUUGCAUCACAACCAACUGGCUGUAAUCACAUCAGUCUACCUACUUUUUAGCAGUAUAACAUAGGAUUGAAUGCGUUUAAUUACUGUUUUCACAGAUGUUUUUAUUAUUUCUGAAUACUAAUACUGAAUGCCAGAACAAAAAUCCACAAACCAGCCGAAUGAUAAAUAAGACUGAGACAAGCAGUUCUCAUUAUUGGUAAAUAGGUCACACAAAAUGGUAAGUGGUCAAAACACAAAAUGUGAAAAAUAACGGAUAUCAUCGUAUUUAUCUUGAACACAUUUGCCCACUUGGCCCUGAAAUCCCAGGCUCUUCUUCAGUCAGAUUCUCCACAUUUCUCUUUUUUUUCUUCUCUCUUUUUUUCCUCUUUAUAGAUUUGAGCUGCAAGACAAGACAGAAAGGUGUGUUUUUAUAAAUGGCCACAAGCAACGGUCACAGUGGACCCAACAUAUUCAAGUCGGACUUAAACUCAACACAGCAGUUACAGGUGAAAGCAACCUCAUUGAAAAAGUAAAGGAGGAGAAGGCAUCGGCGGAUCAGUGGUAGAUUCCUCUGAGGAAGCAUGUCAACACAGGUUGAGAUGCAUAAGCAGGGCGCAGUGGCGUCACCCCUUUUGCUCGGGGCGUGGCGGUUCCGUCCCGGUGGUUUCACCGGUGUGAGGCGGGGGUUGGCUAUGCUCUUGUGUCAUACUCACAGCGAACUUCGAGUUUACACUCCACGACGUCCUCGCCGCUGUCGUUCACCGCCUUGCAGGUGUAGACCCCCCCGUCAAAGGUGCAGGGCUUGCGUAUCUCCAGGGUCAGGACGCCUUGCUUGCUGAACAUUCUGUAUUUUGCCUCGUUGGAGAUGUCCAUCUUGUUUUUGUACCAGGUCACUUUGGGCUGAUGAAGCACAAACUAUUGUUACAUAUCAAGUCGUUGUUGCCGUAGAUGUAACAAUUAACCUGAAAUAACAUGUCAUAAGCAUGGAUAACAUAAGCUAAAGAGUAGCAUUCACACGCUAAUAAAUGUAGAAGUCCUUUGGAUCACUGACUAGGGAACAGGGACCAGUGGCAAUUCAUCUUUUUGUUUUGUAAUGUUUUAGGAUAGGACAUCAAGCACCAUAAUCAUCGGUUGAUGAGGAUAAAGUUUGAUUCACAUUCUCCCCUGACACAGUUAAGAUCCCCCAAAUCAGGGUAAGGAGGAAUUGUAAUCCUCAGAGGAUGGAAUGUUGUGGCGAUGUCGACUUAGCUCAGGAGGUAGAGCAGUUGCCUUGUAACCGAAAGGUUGCUAGUUCGUUCCCACGCUCCUCCUAGCUGAGUGUUGAUGUGUCCCUGAGCAAGACACUUAACCCUAACUGCUCCUGACGAGCUGGCUGUCGCCUUGCAUGGUUGACUCUGCCGUCGGUGUGUCAAUGUGUGUAUUAACCGAUGUAAGUCGCUUUGGAUAAAAGCGUCUGCUAAAUGCCCUAAUUGUAAUUGUAAUUGUACCAAAGUAGUACCUUAGGGAUCCCUCUAACGGAGCAGCUGAGCGUGGCGUUGUACCCCGCUAUCACAGAGCGGCUGACCAGCGGGUGGGUGAACUUAGCUGCCUCCGAGAAGUCAUGCUGCUUGUAGUUCGGGGAUUUGUAGCGGCUACCUGGAGAGAAAGAAGUGAAAACCUGGGGAUGAUGUGUCUGUUUUGGCCCUCAUUAUGUCCAGCUCUUUGUUGAGCUAGAGUUAGUCGAAACCAGAUAUUAAGUUACGAAUGAGUUCAGUGGUGAACAAGUCGUCCAUCUCAUGGUGAAGAGAGCAUGAACCUGUGAUUGAUAGCGUUGGUCCAUGUGCAACAAUGCCCACCUGCUUUCUCGAUGUAGGCGCUGUCCUUGGAGUUGCAAGGUUCUGGGCUUAGGCCGACCUGGUUUAUGGCAAGCACUUGGAAAACGUACUCGUUCCCCAUGACCAGGUCAGACACCACGCAGUUGGUACGUCUGUGCUGCUCAAACACUGUGAACCACUCCUGUUCAAGAAUCCACAUGACUCAGUUUCACGUAUCCAUACAUUCCAUAUAUUUUUUAAGCAGCAGGGCAACUGAUCUAUGGAUAAUCUGUAUUUUGAUUUAAAUUCACAAGGUGUAAUGUUGUUUACACCUUGUACAAACAAAGCAGCAUCAUCGAUUUAGAACUACCUGUAAUGCCUUACAUUCAACAGAUAAUGCUCUUUGUCACAUGAUAAUCACAAACACACACACACACUUGUCACUCUGGGGUGCAGGAUAAAUGAAGUGAACCUAAUAAUGAAGUAGUGAAAUAUGACCAGGGGUAUCAUCAGGAGAGGAGGACAAAUAUCUGUAUGGUCGGACAGUCAGCCAAUGUGGGGUCAGUGCUAUGAGGCUAUGAUUAGGGCAUUCCAGGUGGCUCUGUGCUCCGUCAAGCAAGUUGGGGAAGGUGUU